UUUCUCUCUUCUCUUCUGCUCUCCUUAUCUCUCAUUUUCUUCUUCAUUCAUCUUUUUCUGUGUUCUUAUCAGAAAAUAAUGUAAAGAAUCUCAACCUGAAAAAAAUGUCAAACAAGAGACUUAAUAUUGAAGAUCUCUGCUUCUCUGCUUGUGGAUUUAAACCUUACCCAAAAAGCAAGAAAAAACUCUGGUUCAAAGGAAAAUGACUGAAGCUCUUUUAAGAAGAACAUUGAUAAUGGAAAAUCACCAGCCAUCAACACUAUUAUCUAUGGACUCACGUGUCGGUUCGCACGAAGAAUUGGAUAGAGAGAUGAAUCGGCAGAUCAUUCUUUCACGGCCGCCUGAUAUUAAUCUGCCGUUGUCUGCUGAACCAAGCCCACCACCACCACAACUAUGGAAUCCUGAUAAUGAUAUUGUCUUAGAUGUUCAUCUGGGACCUCAAGCUUAUGAAACAGAAGCGUUACUCCAUUUACCGAAAGUUGUGCGGAAAUGUGCGAAGAGGGUUGAUAGCAUCUGGGGUGCUUGGUUUUUCUUUAAUUUCUACUUCAAGCCUGUUUUGAAUGAGAAGUCGAAGGGGAAGGUUAGUAGGGAUGUGAAUGGUAUUUGUGGGUUUGAUAAAACGGAUCUCCAGCUCGAUGUGUUCUUGGUUCAGCAUGAUAUGGAGAAUAUGUAUAUGUGGGUUUUCAAGGAAAGACCCGAGAAUGCGUUGGGGAAGAUGCAGCUGCGGAGUUACAUGAAUGGACACUCUCGUCAAGGAGAGCGUCCUUUUCCGUUUAGUGUGGACAAGGGUUUUGUUCGAUCUCACAGAAUGCAGCGGAAACAUUACAGGGGACUUUCUAAUCCACAGUGUGUUCAUGGAAUUGAGAUUGUGCGUUCGCCCAAUCUUAACUGUCUGAAUGAUGAAGAAAGGAAAAGAUGGAUGGAGCUCACUGGGCGUGAUAUGAACUUCUUGAUUCCUCACGAAGCCAGUGAUUUUGGGUCUUGGAGGAACCUUCCGAAUACUGAUUUUGAGCUUGAGAGGCCUCCUGCGUCUAAGGCAGCUGCAGGUCAUCCUAAUCAGAGGAGAUUGCUUAAUGGGUCUGGUUUGAAUUUGGCAACGUCACCACCAAACCAGGCUAAUGGAGAUGCGAUGGAUCUUUCCCCAGUGAGUAACAAGCGGAGGAAGGAUUUCUUCCCUCAUGGAAGUGAUGACGACAAUUUGUCAAAUAAUGCUCCUGCUGAUCGUGCGCAAGUUAUGGAGAUCCACCCUGUUGAGCCUACCUGGUUGAAUGGAUUUAAUGCGAUGACGAGGAAUAACGCCCAUGGACCUGUUGCUGCAAAAACUAUAUAUGAGGAUGAAGAAGGUUAUUUGGUUGUUGUUAGCUUGCCUUUCACUGAUUUACAGAAGGUAAAAGUCUCAUGGAGGAACACUCUUACUUGUGGCAUCGUCAAGAUAUCAUGUGUUAGCACUGCAAGAAUGCCAUUUAUCAAACGGAACGACAGGACAUUCAAACUUGCAGAUCCAUCACCAGAGCACUGUCCACCAGGCGAAUUUGUUAGGGAAAUCCAGCUCGCAACACGAAUUCCAGAAGAUGCAAAGCUUGAGGCUUACUUUGAUGAGUCUGGAACGGUGCUGGAGAUCAUGGUGCCUAAACAUCGUGUUGGACCAGAAGAACAUGAGGUUCGUGUUUGUCUUCGACCUCAUCUUGGUACCAAUGACCUUCUAUUAACUUAAUAGAAUUAUUAUCAGAUUAUUAUUUAAAUUUUAAGAACUGUAAGGCAGGACGGGAUUAUCAAAAAUGGUUUGUAUUUUUCAUUCUUUGCUAACUUCAUACCAUAAAGUCGAUUAUUAAAUGAAAAUUGCAUCCUUUCAAUA
This is a messenger RNA of Papaver somniferum (opium poppy), 1855 nucleotides long. RefSeq lists its product as uncharacterized. Bases 203 to 1714 code for a protein of 503 amino acids. The transcript is spliced from 2 exons. NCBI's taxonomy places the organism in Eukaryota, Viridiplantae, Streptophyta, Magnoliopsida, Ranunculales, Papaveraceae. The record is from RefSeq and is a predicted model, not a curated record.